AUGGUAGGGGAACCGGUGCCAACAAGACGGAAAAGAGAAAAGUCGUUCGCAAUUAUAGCUGAACCACCGACUUCAAGACCUGCCAGUCCUCGGUCUUUACCUGUUGAGAUCAAACCCGAGAGAGUCUCGCCUUUCAAAGGUCGAGGCUUUCGAGAAGAGACAUCACGGCAUAAUACACCUAAAACAUCUGCUACCAACUCAAGAGCGAGCUCGCCACCUAGAAGAAGAACAAGAUCACUAUCCAGAGCGGAGAAGAUGGCGCAAACAGUUACAAUGUUGCCACAGCCUUUGCCGAGUCGGCCAAUUUCACCAAGAAAUUUUCUGAAGGAAAACAUGGCCGAAGUAAAAGAACAAAGUGAAAUGAAUAGAGAAAAACACGAAGCCGAAGCAGAGGAGAAAAGGAAAGAAGAAGAGAUUGCUUUGCUAAAAGAAAUGGGGAUUUUGGAUAAAAAGGGUGAAAUUAAAAGCAGGGUUAAUUCGAGAACCAACUCUAGGAGUAACUCUCCUAGCAAAAUUCAUUUAAGGUCGAGAUCAAAUUCGCCGUCAGCAAUUUUACACUAUGAGAAAGUACCAAAAGGAAGCUCAGAAUUUUUAAACGUUGACUCUAGACACAGAUCUAGAGUCAGAUCAGUGUCUAGAUCGCAGCCGGAAUCUAAAAUUGGAUCCCCUAAAAAUUCUAAAAUACCAAAACGUCAAAGCUCUAUUUCCCCAACCAGAUAUACUAACAAAAAAUAUGUACCAAGCAAUCUAAAUAAAAAUCCAAAGUACAUAUCAAAUAGCACCAGUAGUAUUCACGAGACAAUACGAGUAGGCAGUCAGAUUCAUGAUAAGAGGGCCAUUCAAAGCACCCACAAUCUAGCCGUCCCACACAGUGUAAUAAAAGGUAAACCACCAAUAUCUCCAGGUAAAAUUGGUCCACCUCCUUCUAACAAGACUCUAAAUUCCAAAAGAUUAUCCCCGAUUGUGGGCACUCCUAAUAAAAGUCCCAUUGAUGAUCCAAAGCCAACUUCAGCUAGACAGACAAGUAGAGUUACCAGUCGAGAUCCAAGCCCAGAAAAACGUGUAGCUGCCAAAACUAUAAGCAAGCCUAAUGUCCCAAAACCGAUUAAUAGAGCAGCUAGCACAAAAACAACAACAAAACCCCCAGUCCCAAUAAAAUCUGAGCCGAAAAAACCUAUAAGUAGAACGAAUAGCACAAAAAAUUUGUCAAGAAUACCCAGCACAAAAAAUUUACUCGAAAAACCACCUUUAAAGAAAGUCAGCAGUAAAAAGGAUUUAUCAGAGAAGCCUAAGUCUGCUUCAAAUAAAAAUAACCAAGUAAGUGAAAAUGGAUUAGAGAGCAAUAUAGAUACUAAAAAUGAAAGUAACAGAGAAGGUACUGAUGACAUUUUAAAUAAGAAUGAAAACGAUGUUGUAAAACAAGAUGAAGUGACGAAACAAGAUAACGAAACACAAUACGAUAAAAUAACUAAUGAGAAAGGAGAACUCGUAAUUCUUACAAAGAAAAAUAUUGUGUCUAUGACAACAGCUGCAAUUACUUCCCAACCGUUGGAAGUAGUAACUACAGUUACUAAUCAGCUUCCUAAUGCCUUAGAGAAGGCUCGUGAAAAAGGUAUUUUUGAAAGACUUAAUUCCAAAGAUUCGUUAAUUGGUAAGGAAGAUGAUAAGGACUCUACCGAUGCUAAAGAUUCUUCCGAGCCAACGAAAUCCGACAAAAUAGAGAAAGAAGAAAAGAGACCACCUAGGCAUAAAAGUUCUACAAUUUUUAGUGAAGAUAAUGUGAAAUUAAGAUUACUGCAACCUCCAUAUAAUAAUCCUCAACUGGAGAAAGUGAAACAAAAAAUAGAAGACAUUCUAAAAGAGCCUGAGAUAUCACCUGAAAAUAUUUUAGCUACGGCAAAGGUAAAAGAAACAAAAGAUACUUUUAAAAAGGCAGCAGAAAAGACAAAAAGUGACAUAAAAGAAGGGAAAGAUAAUGCGGCUAAUAAGUUAACAGAUCUGAAAAAUCAAAUGCAGCAAAAAAACGAAGAAAUGACAGCAGAAUUUCGUUCAGAAGCUUCAAAAAUUGUUGACAGUAUCAUAACACCCGUAGAGCAACCUAAAAUUGUUGAAGCACCGAAGCCUAAAGAAGUAGAACCUCUAAUCAAAGUAGUAAGCGAAAAGAAAAAUGAAAUCAAGAGUGAUGCUGAAAAAGUUACCGAAACCCUAGUACAGGGCGAAGGAGAGGUAGAAGUUCAAAGUUCUAAUUUGUCGUCUGGCGAUAAAAUAAGGAUAGAAAUUAAGAAAGCUGACGCUACUUCUGAUAAGUCUGCUCACAGUAAUGGAGGAUUCCCACAAAGCACAAGCACGACACCUAAGCCACCUGCGAGAGCGCAUAGACAACCAAAAGAAGAAAAACCGCCACAAAAUACUGAAGUUACAGAGAAUGCGGAGGCAAAACCCAAUAUUUGCACGCGUUUAAUCAGCAAAUGUAAAAGCACAUGCUGUCCCUGUUGUGUAAAGGCAGCUGAAGGCGAUGAAACAGGGACAGAAGAUGUCCAAGAAAAGAAGAGGUUUUGGAGCUCUAUGAACUGUUUGAAGAAGAAGAUUCCAGACGAGGAAGUAGAACGUGCUGCGGGAAAAGCAGCCACGAUAGAAUUUGAAUCUGAAACCAAACGAAAGCGAAAACUUCGUGAUGUAUUAUGCGCCUGCCGUCGUCGACGAAAGGUCAGUGACCUUGCCGAAUCAGUGCGACAGUUCGAGGUGUCUUCGCCAGUUGCCUCUACGGAGGUCGUAACGGAGACAGGCUGUUGCGGGAAGAAAAAGGAGAUCGAAAGACGGGACAGCAUCUUAAGUGAUCAGGCUCCUACGACGUGCUGUAACAAUCGGCUGUCUCGAUGGCUACGAGGUGCGUGUCGGCGACAGUCUGAACCACCGUCAAGUAGAAGGACCAGUCUCUUCUCCAAAAACAAGAGCUUAUCACCAACUUUACCACCUGAGGACACGCGUACGAAAUUGGAUGCAUCCCUUGUGGAACAUACAAGCGUAAUGCGCGGUGCUAUACCUGUUCUGCCUCCAGCCCUCGCCUAUUUUUGUCUUGUUUGUAAUGUUAUCGUCCCUGGUCUUGGCACUCUUUUCAGUGGUAUGUUUUGUCUAUGCUUCGGAAUUCCUCGUUUCGGUGUUCAUGACGGUGCUAAACACAGAAUAGGUUCUUUCGUCAUCAAUCUCGUGGUGGCCUGUAGUCAGCUGUUCACAGUGUUGUUCUGCUUAGUUGGUUGGGGCUGGUCCAUUUGGUGGGGUGUUAUCAUGAUUAAAAUAUCAAGAAAAUAUAGGAAGUUGAAAGCGGAAGAAGCCGCGGAGGAAGCAGAGGCAGCGCCACCUGUGACUGCUAACAACCAUACCAGAGCGUAG
Molecule: messenger RNA, 3390 nt
Organism: Leptosia nina
Lineage: Eukaryota; Metazoa; Arthropoda; Insecta; Lepidoptera; Pieridae
Source: the annotation of a GenBank genome assembly